Messenger RNA from Humulus lupulus (European hop), 1671 nucleotides. RefSeq names its product dof zinc finger protein DOF5.6. The record is from RefSeq and is a predicted model, not a curated record. The coding region runs from base 453 to 1457 and encodes 334 amino acids. The transcript has 2 exons. Gene Ontology annotation, biological process: regulation of DNA-templated transcription. Gene Ontology annotation, molecular function: DNA-binding transcription factor activity; DNA binding. Lineage: Eukaryota; Viridiplantae; Streptophyta; Magnoliopsida; Rosales; Cannabaceae.
CUCACUCACUCAACAAUAUUGUUGUGUGUGUACAUUUGUAUAGUAUAUAAACAAUUCAACCAAACUACUGAGGCUAUAUAUGUUUGUUUUGGGUGUGACAUUGACACAGACACUGACACUACUAGGAUAGGAUUUUGGGCCCAUUUGUUGCCUUUUUCUCCCUUUCUUAUAGUUCCCACCAUCCCAAUCCAUAGGCCAAACUAAUCAACUUCUCACUACUCUCAGAAUUCCUCUUCCUUCUCUCUCUCUCCCUCCCUCUAAUCCUAACUUACUAGUACAGUCAUAUCUUGUUCGUUUUUUUACUCCCAAGAGAGUUAGUGAAACUUUAGAGGUCAGAAAAUGAAGUAGCUAGUAAGACAGGAAAAAGAAAGAGCUUUGCUCCAGCUUAUAAUUAAUAGAUCUAUUAAUUAGUAAUAUCUACUACUAUACUUUUGUGAAUUUCUAGUCGUUUUAUGAGUUUUACUUCUUCCCUCCAAGUUUGCAUGGAUUCAUCAGAUUGGCUACAGGGUAGCAUUCACGAGGACUCGUCAGGAAUGGACUCUUCUUCUCCCUCAAACGACAUGCUCGCAUGCUCAAGGCCCUUAAUGGAACGAAGGCUUAGACCCCCACACGACCAAGCCCUCAAGUGCCCAAGAUGUGACUCAACCCACACCAAGUUUUGCUACUACAACAACUACAGCCUCUCUCAGCCCAGGUACUUCUGCAAGACCUGUCGUAGGUAUUGGACCAAAGGUGGCACCCUCCGCAACAUCCCCGUCGGAGGCGGUUGUCGUAAGAACAAGAAAGUCUCCUCCAAGAAGCCCAACGACAACAAUUCAGAUGUCGUUUUAGCUAAUAAUAACAACAACAAUAUGAAUCCAGUUGGGCCCACCGACCUUCAGCUGGCGUUCCCGGACCAAGUUCAGUAUUGUCACCUCAUGGGGAGUAGUGCAUCUCAUGGGUCAGGCCCAAAUAGCUUCUUUGAAAGCCCAAGGCCCAUUGAUUUCAUGGAGAGCAAAUUUGAAGCCCUAGUGGGAAACUCAUCUGGGAACUAUGAUUUUAUGGGGAAUAACACCAGUAAUGGAGAUAUGGGCAUGGCUGGGAUUGGACUUGGUAACUUAGGUGGUACACAUAAUAAUAAUAAUCAUCAUCAUCAUCAUCAUCAUCAUCAUGGUGGUGGAAUGGUACUCGAACCCAAUUUUAAUGGCUUAUGUCCUCCAUAUGGGAUGUCCCUAGAUGGGACCAGUACUGGGACUUUUAUGGACACGUGUCAAAGGAUAAUGUUACCAUACGAAGGGAAUCAUGAAGACCAAAAUGGGAUUGAUGUGAAGCCAAAUCCUAAGCUCUUAUCCCUUGAGUGGCAAGACCAGGGUUGUUCUAAUGCUGGGAAAGACUCAUUUGGGUACCUCAAUGGGUUAGGGUCGUGGUCCGGCGUGAUGAACAAUUAUGGACCCUCCACAUCGAACCCAUUAGUUUAAUUAGCUGUUGAACUAAUAAUAUUUUUUGUUUCAUUAUUAUUAGUAUUAAUCGGGUUCAGUGGUGUGAUUAGUGACCUCAUUAUGAUAUGUCCAUCAACUUCUUCGUUAGACUAUAGCUAGGUUAUUGUCCAACUACAUAUAUUUAAGGCUUUUAAGAAAAAGAUUGUCCUUUUGACAAGUUUUUUUCUUCAGUUAUAUAUGUUUCUUCUUCUUC